AUGUCGACAUCAGACACUAGUCAUAGUCAAACAUUCAAACGAAUAGCGACAAAAUAUUUUCUAUCAUGUACAGCGGCGUUGGUAGCCGAAACCGUCACUUAUCCACUGGAUAUCACGAAAACGAGAUUACAAAUUGCGAAGAAUAAAUUCACGAGGGGAGGAAUGAUGCAAGUGACAUAUGAUAUAAUCCGUCGAGAAGGAGCAAUGGCUCUGUGGACAGGAGUCGCACCGGCGAUCACUCGACAUUAUAUUUAUACGGGAAUUCGAAUGGGCGCUUAUGAACAGAUACGAUUACUCACCUUUGAUAAGGAGACGGAAAAAACGUUUCCCCUAUGGAAAUCAAUGCUGUGCGGUGCGUUUUCCGGUCUGAUUGCCCAAUUCGCUGCGAGUCCAACUGACUUGGUGAAAGUCCAAAUGCAGAUGGAAGGACUCCGACGUCUUCAGAAUCAGCCUCUGAGAUAUACGGGCGCUUUGGAUUGUUUCAGAAGUCUCUACCGUACUCAAGGGUUUUUUGGAUUAUGGAUUGGAUGGAUGCCCAAUUGUCAAAGAGCCGCCCUUCUUAAUAUGGCUGAUAUUGCCACGUAUGAUAGAGUCAAACACGGAUUAAUCGAUCAUUUUCAGCUCAAAGACAACUGGCUAACCCAUGCGGUCGCGAGUUCAUGUGCCGGACUGUCCGCCGCCAUCGUCUCAUUGCCAUCAGAUGUUGUGAAGACGAGAAUGAUGGAUCAGAUUCGACACGAAUUGGAUGCGAAAAUGUACGGAUUGCAACAUAAAAAGAACACCCACGUGGACUUGUACACCGGCGUCAUCGAUUGUUAUAUCAAAAUCAUUCGAAACGAGGGAUUCUUCUCACUUUAUAAGGGAUUCUUGCCCUCUUACAUACGAAUGGCUCCGUGGUCUCUCACAUUCUGGGUCUCCUAUGAAGAGAUUCGCAAGUGGACUGGAGCUUCCAGCUUUUAG
This is a messenger RNA of Caenorhabditis remanei, 960 nucleotides long. RefSeq lists its product as uncharacterized. Bases 1 to 960 code for a protein of 319 amino acids. Lineage: Eukaryota; Metazoa; Nematoda; Chromadorea; Rhabditida; Rhabditidae. Gene Ontology annotation, biological process: response to cold. The transcript is spliced from 6 exons. The record is from RefSeq and is a predicted model, not a curated record.